Molecule: messenger RNA, 2731 nt
Organism: Corythoichthys intestinalis (scribbled pipefish)
Lineage: Eukaryota; Metazoa; Chordata; Actinopteri; Syngnathiformes; Syngnathidae
Gene: ptn
Product: pleiotrophin
Exons: 6
Coding region: 364-879 (171 amino acids)
Molecular function (GO): growth factor activity
Source: RefSeq, a predicted model, not a curated record
CGGGAUGUCCCUGGAGUGACCUUGGGGGUAAUGAGUUCCUGAGCACGAGUCAGUAAAGCUCGCAACUCAGCCCCCAACCAUCACUGACCCACCCCUAACACACACACGCACACUACGCUCAACCCACAAAGAGACGGAAGGCGUAGUGCGAGGACAGAGGAUUCCCAUGAAAAGAGCCUAGAGGACUCAACAAUUUUCUCCCGACAUACAACCAGCACACCUCGGGAUCAAGUAAGUGCGUCUUAGGCGGGAAAACUUGCGGAUAAGCGGAGGCCGCUUUCAAGUUUGAGGUGAAACUCUGGGAGAAGUUAGUACUAAGACUGAGUAAGGGUAUGAAGAUGACCGAGUGACUGGAUUGUAAACAUGCUGCUCUGGGUGAAAGGUACUGGCAUGCAACAGAGGAUGCAGUGGAGCGCACGAGCCGCCGUGAUGGCCCUGCUGGUGCUCACCGCCAUGGCGGCCGAAGGAGGAAAAUCCGACAAACAAGGCAAGAAGGAGCGCAAGUCGGACUGCGGCGAGUGGCAGUGGAGCGUCUGCGUGGCGAACGAAGGCGACUGCGGCCUGGGCACCCGCGAGGGGACGCGCACCGGCACCGACUGUAAGCAGACCAUUAAGACGCAGCGCUGCAAGAUUCCCUGCAACUGGAAGAAGAAGUUUGGAGGGGAGUGCAAGUACGACUUCCAGGCGUGGGGGGAGUGCGACCUGACCACGGGCAAGAAGAACAGGACGGGCGUUCUGAAGAGGGCGCUCAUGGACGCCACCUGUGCCCCCACGGUCACGGCCAGUAAGCCCUGUGGGAAGAUUCCCAAGGCCAAGCUGCAAGAUGCCAAGAAACAGAAGAAAGAAGGCAAGAAGCGAGAGCGUGGCCAAACGGACUGAUAAGGAGGAAGAGGAAGACACACGCAAGAGGAGGGCGGAGUCUACUAUAUCCCGUAGGCUGUAGCGGGAGAACGCCCGUGCAAAUAAGACCCGUAGUGUUUAUAAUUAGCGUUAUCUAGAAAGAAAGAUGUUAGAAUUAAUCACUUAAUAAGGAUCAAUCCACUGGAAUAUGUUAUCAUUUUGCUGCUUUUUAUUUGUUGUUACCUCAAUUUACCCUAUUAUUUUUUAAUCCUAUUAAUCUGUGUUAACAUCUACCCAACACAAACCCCCCUUCCUUCAUUUUCCCAGAAUGCAAAAUAAAGGAAUAAAAGAUUUUUUUUAACAUUUUUAUUUCCAUCCUGAAAGAAUAUGGCACAAUUUUUAACCACUAAGAUGCAUGAAAAAUCAACCAUGUUAACUGUACAAGGGGCGGUUCAAGAAGGGGAAUAAAAGGGGGGCAUUCGGGUAGCUAUGAAACACACGUAUGUACAUAUUCAAUCCUAACAUAUAGUUUAUAUAGAUAUAUUUUUGUAUUUACAAAGCAAACUUUUUUUUUUUUUUUCCACAAGUCACACACAAAAACACCUAGCAAAGCUGGUGGCAUGGCCAAACGUUUUUUUUUUUUUGUGUGUGUCCACUUUUGGCAUCUACCCGCUCAACAUUGCAAAUCAUGCCCACACAAAUUUUGUUCAAAUAAAAAAAAAAACAACAACAAAUAAACCAGUUAACACACGGUUUCUGUACACUUUGAAACGGCACACUUUGUACACUGAUUAUAAAAUGUGUGUGAAAUGUCACGUUUGUUCAGGUGAGUCUUUGGAAGCCAUUUUGGAAUCUCUCAGUUAUGUUGCGCAGCUUAAAUUAAAGCAGCUGAAGAUCAGAGCUGAAACACCCAAGCACACAAAGAGCAAUUUCGAUUUUGUCAUUCGUGUCUAAGGCACUUUGAAAUUGCUCCGUACAAUCUGGCGAUAUUUUCCGUUCCUCGCCCGUGCCGCAAAUAUACAUUUUUUUGCGUCACCCCGCCAUUUUCCUCCACGUGGGAGGGAUUCUAGCCCUUUGACGAAAGCCGUGUGAAGAGGAGCCCGAUUAGCUCUGACGGCACGACGACUACAAGAACAGCGACGAUGUGGAAUGGGGGCGAAGAUAUUUGGACGAGAACUGUAUUUAUUAGGGCUGUCAAAAUUAUCGCGUUAACGGGCGGUAAUUAAUUUUUUAAAUUAAUCACGUUACAAUAUUUGACGCAAUUGACGCACAUGCCCUGCUCAAACAUUAAAAUGACAGCAGUGUAAUGUCCGCUUGUUACUUGUUUUUUGUUGUUUGGCGCCCUCUGCUGGCGCUUGGGUCCAAAUGAUUUUAUGGGUUUGGGAAGUGAGCAUGGUGUAAUUAUUGACAUCAACAAUGGCGAGCUACUAAUUUAUUUUUUGAUUGAAAAUUUUACAAAUUUUAAUAAAACGAAAACAUUAAGAGGGGUUUAAAUAUAAAAUUUCUAUAAAUUGUACUAACAUUUAUCUUUUAAGAACUACAAGUUUUUCUAUCCAUGGAUCGCUCUUAGAGAAAGUUGAUUUAUUGUUAUAAUAAACAAAUACAGUACUUAUGUACCGUAUGUUGAAUGUUUAUAUCCGUCUUGUGUCUUAUCUUCCCAUUCCAACAAUAAUUUACAGAAAAAUAUGGCAUAUUUUAUCGAUGGUUUGAAUUGCGAUUAAUUACAAUGAAUAGUAUUUAUUUGACGUUUACUAGUGACUAGUUUCAAUUUAGAGCCAAUAAUUGGACGUCUAUCAUCACCAAUGGCACUGAAAGAGUUAUAAUCAACACUAAAUUAACAGCCAAUGAAUGCGUUAAUGAUUUUUAUCUCGGGGGGAAAAAAAACACAAAA